Orycteropus afer afer is the source of this 561-nucleotide messenger RNA. RefSeq names its product cytochrome b-245 chaperone 1. NCBI's taxonomy places the organism in Eukaryota, Metazoa, Chordata, Mammalia, Tubulidentata, Orycteropodidae. The transcript is spliced from 6 exons. The record is from RefSeq and is a predicted model, not a curated record. Bases 1 to 561 code for a protein of 186 amino acids.
AUGUACAUGCAGGUGGAGGUGCACACCGGCUCCUGCCUCCACCUGAAGAGGGCUCCGGGCAUCAGGUCCUGGGCGCUGCUGGUCGGAAUACUGUCGAUUGGCCUGGCUGCUGCCUACUACAGUGGAGAUGGGCCAGGCUGGAAGCUCUUCUACGUCACGGGCUGCCUGUUCGUGGCGGUGCAGAACCUGGAGGACUGGGAGGAAGCCGUCUUUGACAAGAGCACCGGGAAGGCUGUCCUGAAGACGCUGAGCCUGCACAGGAAGCUGCUGACUCUGUGCAGGGCAGGUCACGAACAAGUGGUGGUCCUGCUGAGUGACAUCCGAGACGUGAACGUGGAGGAGGAGAAGGUCCGCUACUUUGGGAAGGGCUACGUGGUAGUGCUGCGGUUUGCCACGGGCUUCUCACACCCCCUCACCCAGAGUGCGGCCAUGGGCCAGCGGAGUGACGUGGAGGCCGUUGCCAGGCUCAUCACCAGGUUUCUGGAGCUGCACCACCCGGAGAGUCCCGGGGACCCGUCUCAGAGCAGUGACAGUGACGCCGACAUGAGGGGCCGAAGCUGA